Messenger RNA from Racocetra persica, 278 nucleotides. The record is from the annotation of a GenBank genome assembly. NCBI's taxonomy places the organism in Eukaryota, Fungi, Glomeromycota, Glomeromycetes, Diversisporales, Gigasporaceae.
GAAAACAAACAAUCAAAAUUCCAUGUAGCGAAAGUCAAUUUGUUGGAAUAUUUGGGCCAUGGAUUCAACGUUACUCAUCCUGUAAAAGAAAAUACACAUGUAUUUUUAAAGGCAUAUGUAAUGUUAUAUGUUGUAUCAACAUUUGAUUUUCAAAAAAUACCUGAAAUGAAAGUAGAGUGGUAUACUGAAACAAUCACUGAUACUCAUAAUAAUAGUAUUUCUACAAGAUUUAUUAUUAUUAAAUUUCAAGUAGAUAUGAUUAGCUAUCAAAUUCAAAG